AUGGCCGCACCCACAAGAUCAGCGAUGCGCAUCCUGUCACCUCGAAUUCAUAGCACCCGCCAAACCACCCCAAGCCCCAUCACCCACCAGAUCCGACGACUUUCCUCCCGCUACAGCAACCCAGCAAAACGAGGCUUCGCCGCAGCGCCUGCGCAGUCACCAUCUUUCCUGGGGAGUGCCAGCGAAAAUGCCGGCGAAGGCUCAGAACAGCUGCGCGACCCUCACAAAGCAUGGGAGGCGAAGCGACAGUACCACCUUGGGCGCAUGCGGUUUGCGGGCAUGGGCUUACUACUGAGCAUUGCUGGUCUAGCGCUGGUGAUAUCGAACAUCGAUCUGGACAGUCUGGAGCAAGCAGAGCAGAAGCGGAAGAGCGGGCAGCAGAUGGACGCCCCAGACGACGCCAACGCCCAAUUUCAAGGCAAAGAGGUGCAUGUCAUAGGCGCAGGAGAUGGCAAGAGGAUAGUAGCGCAGGGAGCUGGUGCAGACAUCGAGCUUGUUGAGACGGGGACGAGCAGUGUACCGCAUUUCCCGAAGACCAUCUUCCUUCCCACAGACCCCAACUCGAAGAGCGCGGUAGCAGCGCAGCCCAACUCGCCUGGCAACCCAGGCAACAUUGACAACCAAGAAGAGUAUACUCUCGUCGGCCUCGGCAUCCGCACGGUCAUGUGGAUCCAGGUCUACGUCGUGGGCUUCUACAUCCGCAGCAAGGACAUCAGCACACUACAAGAGAAGCUCAUCCACUACGUCAACCCGAUCGCCUCGACUUUAGUACCAGCAGAAAAGGAGGAUCUACGGAAGAAGCUCGUGGACCCAGCCGCGAGCAGGGAGAUCUGGACACAACUGAUGGAGGUCCCCGGCAUCAAGACCGCGUGGCGCGUCUCACCCACCCGCAACACAGAUUUCAGCCAUCUGCGAGACGGGUUCGUGACGGGCAUCCAGAAGCGCACGCAGGAAGCGAAACAACUGGCUGGUUCGGCAGGACCUUCAGAAUACGACGCCGAGGACUUUGGCAAGUCAAUCCAAGACUUCAAGGGCAUCUUCGCAGGAGGCAAGGCUCCCAAGGGCUCGAUCUUGAUCAUGGCGCGGGAUCGGGAGGGUGGACUCGACGUUCUGUACGAGCCGAAGCCGGAGGAGGGAAAGAGGAAAGAGAUGGAGGUGCUAGGACGUGUGGAGGAUGAGAGGAUCAGUCGAUUGAUAUGGCUGGGAUAUCUGGGUGGCGAGAAAGUCAGCUCGGAGGCGGCGAGGAAGGGGGUUGUGGAGGGAUGUGUGGAGUUUGCCGGACGGCCUAUUGGAAGUGCGGAGACAAUGGUGGCGUAG
Saxophila tyrrhenica is the source of this 1317-nucleotide messenger RNA. RefSeq names its product Altered inheritance of mitochondria protein 18 mitochondrial (gene AIM18). NCBI's taxonomy places the organism in Eukaryota, Fungi, Ascomycota, Dothideomycetes, Mycosphaerellales, Extremaceae. The coding region runs from base 1 to 1317 and encodes 438 amino acids. The transcript has a single exon. The record is from RefSeq and is a predicted model, not a curated record. Gene Ontology annotation, molecular function: intramolecular lyase activity.